Molecule: messenger RNA, 710 nt
Organism: Hyalella azteca
Lineage: Eukaryota; Metazoa; Arthropoda; Malacostraca; Amphipoda; Hyalellidae
Product: endoplasmic reticulum chaperone BiP
Exons: 3
Coding region: 177-710 (177 amino acids)
Biological process (GO): cellular response to unfolded protein; endoplasmic reticulum unfolded protein response; protein refolding
Cellular component (GO): cytoplasm; nucleus; membrane
Molecular function (GO): ATP hydrolysis activity; ATP-dependent protein folding chaperone; misfolded protein binding
Source: RefSeq, a predicted model, not a curated record
ACGACUUGGCUUCAGUCUGUACUUAUAACGGUAACCAGGCUCCACACGUCAGAUCUAACAUUUGAGUGCUGAAGUGAAAACGCUUGUGAGCAAGUGUACAAGUUUCGUUCAGUCGUCGUCGUUGGCAAUUGUGCCUGUUUCAUCAAUAGAAGAGGGUAUAUUUGAAGACAAACAAGAUGCUGCAUAGAACGCUGAGGUUGCUGUGCAUUGCUGCUGUUGUGUUCAGCAGCAUUGAAGCCAAAGACAAGAAGGAAGACGUUGGCACAGUGAUUGGAAUCGACUUGGGAACCACAUAUUCAUGUGUUGGUGUCUUCAAGAAUGGGCGUGUCGAGAUCAUCGCGAAUGACCAGGGUAAUCGCAUCACUCCUUCAUAUGUAGCCUUCACGCAAGACGGUGAGCGUCUGAUCGGAGAUGCUGCCAAGAAUCAGCUGACGACCAACCCUGAAAACACAGUAUUUGAUGCCAAGAGACUUAUUGGCAGAGAAUGGAACGACAAAACGGUGCAAAGCGACAUCAAGCUCUUCCCAUUCAAGGUUAUUGAGAAGAGCAACAAACCUCACAUCAAGGUGGCCACUUCUCAAGGCGACAGAGUGUUUGCUGCAGAAGAAAUCAGUGCCAUGGUUCUGGGCAAGAUGAAGGAAGUUGCAGAGGCCUACUUGGGCAAGGAAGUGACGCACGCUGUCGUCNGAGGAUCGCAAGUUUUGUGUUAG